Messenger RNA from Cladophialophora psammophila CBS 110553, 1668 nucleotides. RefSeq lists its product as uncharacterized. The transcript is spliced from 5 exons. Bases 1 to 1668 code for a protein of 555 amino acids. Gene Ontology annotation, biological process: carbohydrate metabolic process. Gene Ontology annotation, molecular function: hydrolase activity, hydrolyzing O-glycosyl compounds; calcium ion binding. The record is from RefSeq and is a predicted model, not a curated record. NCBI's taxonomy places the organism in Eukaryota, Fungi, Ascomycota, Eurotiomycetes, Chaetothyriales, Herpotrichiellaceae.
AUGCAUCGCUGGUCCUCAUUAGUGAGGACGAUAAGCGGCAGUGGGAAGGUCCCCGAAUCUGAAGACCCAAGGCCGAAUGAAAACAAGACUCUGUUCCAGGCCUUCGAGUGGUAUCUGCCUGCUCCGCCCGGCGACAGUGCACUUCCCAAUGCGAGCCAUUACAGCAUUUUAACAGCUCUACUUCCGCAUCUCUCUGCCUUGGGUAUCUCACACAUUUGGAUUCCCCCAGGCUGCAAAGCCACGUCGGUGCACGACAACGGGUACGGCAUCUAUGAUCUUUGGGAUCUAGGUGAAUUUGAUGCGAAGAAGAAUGGCAAGCCUUCAAGGACGAAAUGGGGACAUAAAGCGGAGCUAGAGGUAUUUUGUGCAAAGGCAAAAGAACUAGAGAUAGAUGUCCUCUGGGAUGCCGUUCUCAAUCAUAAAGCUUCAGCGGAUGGAAAGGAAGCUAGCUGCGGCGUCAAGGUUGACUCCCAUGACCGGACCAAGGCUAUCUCAAAACCAUAUGAGCUGGAAACAUGGACGAAGUUUACUUUCCCUGGUCGCGGCACGAAGUAUUCUGACAUGAAAUAUAAUUGGAGGCAUUUUUCUGGUAUUGACUAUGAUUCGCGCAGAAAAGAUCAUGCAAUCUUCAAACUCAUCGGUGAAGGAAAGCGGAGUGACUGGGCACAUGAUGUCAGUAAAGAGCUCGGAAAUUAUGAUUAUCUAAUGUUCGCAGACCUUGACCAUUCGCAUUCCGCAGUACGAUCUGAUAUUCUCAAUUGGGGAGCUUGGAUCACCUCGCUGCUCAAUCUCGGGGGCUUCCGUCUGGACGCCAUAAAGCACUACUCUCUUUCUUUCCUUGCAGACUUUCUCUCACAUCUUGACACGACCACAUCUCAAGGGAAAAGGUUAUUUUAUGUUGGCGAAUACUGGGACUCCAAUGUGUUCACAUUAGAGUCAGUCAUUAAGCGAUGCCAUGGAAGGCUGAAUUUAUUCGAUGUCCAAUUGGUAUAUACCUUCAGCGACUUUUCAAAGGGGAGGAAGCAUGAUUUGAGAACGAUUUUUGACGGGUCUCUGGUACAAAGAGAUCAUGGUCAUGCAGUGACCUUUGUUGCGAACCACGAUACACAAGACACGCAGGCUCUGGCUGCACCUGUCGAGGAAUGGUUCAUACCUCUGGCCUACGCGCUGAUUCUACUUCGCCACGACGGCGGGACUCCUUGUGUAUUCUGGGGAGACAUCUUUGGCAACCACGGGCCUCGACCUCGGCUUCCAGCAUGCGGUGGCAAGCUGGCGCGACUCAUCUCCGCGAGGAAACUCUACGCACAUGGUCCACAAAGAGACUAUCUCGAUUUGGAAGACUGCAUUGGCUGGACCCGACUGGGCCACAAGUCCAAAGCGAAUGGAGCGGGCCUUGCUGUCAUCAUGACCAAUAGCUGGGACAGGAGGUCUAAAAGGAUGUUUGUGGGUCAUAGGCACAUUGGCGAGAAGUGGAGGGAUAUCCUCGACUGGGAAGACAGGGAGGUUGUGAUCGACUCUCGAGGAUUCGGCAAAUUCCCUGUCGGUCACAGGUCCGUCGGGGUCUGGACACACGAAAAGGCCCCCGACUUUGAGAAGAGCAUUAGCUUCACUUUUCCCAGAUUGGGUCACAGUGCCGCUGCGCCGGAUCCGAACAAGUUGCCUGCCUAG